UUGCUAUGGCGUUGUAUUUAGUCAGGUUAUAUCGAACAGAUGAUUGAUUGUUUUUACCAGAAAUUUAUAAGGUGUCAUCAUAAUUACGAUGCCUGCGACAACUGUGCAUAAAUUUAUAACAUUCCUAGGUUUAGUGUCAACAUUACAUGCUGCUUAUUCAGCUGCACAACAUCGUUCUUACUUACGAAUAACGGAACAAGAGUUCACCACUUUACCAAUCGACAUAUUAAUACAAGGCAUUGUCAGCUUAUUUAUGGUUAUGUACGGUGUCAUGUAUAUUGCCGGCGACUUCAAAGAGAUUCGAGCGGUGGUUGACCUAGAAAAUAAGUCUUGGGAAACUCUACGAAAUCUCCCAUCAUUCCAGGUGUUCAAUCAUCGCGGAAGAUACUUAUCCUCACAAUAUGCACAAUAAAGAUCAUAAUUGGGUUAAAUUAAUUUAUACAGAAAAAUGCAUAAUUAUUGUAAUUUACCAAGAAACCUCUUAAGAAUCCCAAAAUCGUGUAUUUUCAACAUAAUUGUGUUUAGUAAACAUAAUUCAUUAUUAUUUAUAGUCACAAAUAUAUAAACAUGAAAAAAUUGCAAUGCUAUGUAGACAUAGCUUUAAUUUUAAAUCAUGUAUUUAAAAAUAUACGUAAAUGUACACAUAUUUUUAUGAACACGAC
Molecule: messenger RNA, 662 nt
Organism: Nomia melanderi (Alkali bee)
Lineage: Eukaryota; Metazoa; Arthropoda; Insecta; Hymenoptera; Halictidae
Gene: EMC5
Product: ER membrane protein complex subunit 5
Cellular component (GO): plasma membrane; EMC complex; early endosome
Source: RefSeq, a predicted model, not a curated record